CGCGCUUGAGUUGAAUACCACGUCCAUGUCUGAUUUAGCUCGCACGGCGUCCCCAUUAUCUUCCUCUCCGGGCCGCAGCGACGCGAAUUCAUUUGACAAGCCUGCCUGGCCGUGGCAGUCUCGCUACUCGCGCCGACAGUCGAGUUCGCUGUCAGCAGUUUCCUCAAGCUCUAAUCUUCAAACGCCGUGGGAGGGCCGACCGGGCUCGAGCCAAUCAGGGACGUCUUAUUCGGGCGGGGGCUCGUGGCAAUCACAAUCCACCAUGAGGCAGAGUCAGCAACGUGACAUCGGUUCUGCGGUAGGAUUUGGGACAGUACAGGAUGAAUCUACUCGACAGUGGACUUUCUUGGGUUUCGAAUGGGUUGUCCGAGACGUUCACAAGCUCCGGGAAUUUCUGGAAGGCGUAGAGCCUGAGGUGGUCGAAGAUGACGCUAGUUCCAGUGUUGGCCCGGACAGUUUUGAUAUCCUCAAGAAUGCGCCUUUGAUCGGAGAGAGCGAGUUCAAAUUGGAAAUCUCUCACAUUCAACCUGCUGAGCAUGAGAACAAGCAUUCAUCUCUGUCGUUGUAUAUCACUUCCCUGAGAGACUUUGCGCACAACUACGAGAUGAACGCCAGCAUCAUGGUGGCCAUCAAGUCACAGGACGAUCGAGUCGGUGCGCGUGUCGAAUGGGUCUGGGACUUUUGGCAGCAUGAAUGGAUAUUCCGACGUGAAUCAGAAGUUUGGGACUGCAUUCUUCCGCCAUUGUCAGCCCUUCUCGAGAAUGACAGGAUUCAGAGAACGGAUGCCUUCACGAUAUGCGUUCAAAUACACUCUCCGAUCGGAUCUUUCUUUCCCUCACAGCCGACCGCAUACUACGUGCCACGAGAUCUUCUCGACGGCAUCGAGUCAUCUUUGGAUAACGCCAACACGGGGGAUGUUCGCUUUGUAUGUCUGGAACGAAUGGCCCUCGAUUCCGACAUUCCUUCGACACCGAUCUCAGAGAAUCGCACGCCUCCUUCAAAUCCUCGUCCCUCAUCCUCUCAAUCCCUGUUCUCACCUCAGACGACUGCGCGCAAGCGCAUCAUAUAUGCUCAUUCAGAUAUUCUGAGCCGGCGUUCAGAAUACUUUGGAACUAUGUUGGCGUCUUCAUUUGCAGAAACAAAAGGCAUCACUGGUGAUAGGAAGCUGUACACUAUCGUCGUAGAAGAGGCUGACUUUGAAACGAUGUAUUGGCUGCUCAAGUAUUGCUACGCCAAUUGGCUCUCGUUCAAGGAACACGAUGAUCCUAGACUGGCUGUAGAAGGCAUCGGAGCAGGAUGGAGUGCCAAGUGGCUCAGUUCUCGUGGAGGGGACUGGGACUGGAAGACCUUCCGUAAGGUGUCGGGCGACGGCGAGAGCACUGUUGGAGAUGCCAGAAGCGCUACGAGCGCGGAUGAUGUCAUUCAAGAACCCAUUUCCCCGUCUCAUGGAAAAGGCAAAGCUGCCCUAGUCCCGGAGCCUGCAUCCACGUCCCGCUCAUCAACUCAGGCCCCGAAAAGCGCACCAAAAGUGAUUUCUAAUUCUGCUAGCUCUUCUCGCCAGAACCCUUCAAGUUCUUCCCGACGGAUAACUCAGCCGCCAGGCCCAAACAUGGGUCUCACUUCCUCAGGCGGUAUCACACGAUCAAAACCGAUAGCCGUGGCAACCGGAAGUCCUGGUGGAUUUCCUGCUGCUGGGCAUUAUCCAAUAUCUCCACGGAACGUGCGGUCUCAUCAGUCUCUGAGCGUCACAACCGGGGAUCCACAUGCGCACCCAACUGCUGCACCGCCUUCUGCCUCGGCACUCUCUGUGUACCAGCUUGCUCAUCGAUACGAGAUGCCUGCGUUGGGUGCUUUAGCUCUCGAUCACAUGAUGUCUACCAUUACCCCUUCGUCGUCCUUUGGCCUUCUAUUAGCCACCUCAGUCUGGGACGAGUUGCAUUCUCUUGUUCAAGAUUACGUCGUGGAUAAGUGGGAAGAAGUUUCUUUGUCUGAGGAGUUCGAGCAGUGUUGUCGUGAGAUAUCUGCUGGAGAAUGGGGACCAGAGGGUGGGAAGACUCUUAUGGCCUUAUUCAGGCGCUUGCGCUCGCCUUCCGCACUGGCUUAUGCUCGUACAUAGACCGUGAUCCGGUUGUAUUUCUAGACAUGAACUAUCUGCGCUUUUC
Mycena citricolor is the source of this 2162-nucleotide messenger RNA. The record is from the annotation of a GenBank genome assembly. NCBI's taxonomy places the organism in Eukaryota, Fungi, Basidiomycota, Agaricomycetes, Agaricales, Mycenaceae.